AUGGCCAAAGAGAGCUGGACCAUGGCUGUCUGUGAUUCCUGCAAAACCUCGCCGGCGAGCCUCUUCUGUAGAGCCGACUCCGCCUUCCUCUGUAUAACUUGCGACGGCAAGAUACACGCCGCCAACAAGCUCGCUUCUCGCCACGCGCGCGUGUGGAUGUGUGAGGUCUGUGAGCAGGCUCCGGCGAGCGUCACAUGCAAGGCCGACGCGGCUGCCCUCUGUGUUACCUGUGACCGUGAUAUCCACUCUGCCAAUCCCCUCGCUCGCCGCCACGAACGGUUUCCCGUCGUUCCGUUUUAUGAUCCCGCCACUACUGUGUCGAAGCUUGGCGGUGGAGGUGGUAACAGCGAUCACCAUUACCUCUUGGAUUUCGAUGUGAACGUCGCCGGGACAGAAGCUGAGGAAGCCGAGGCUGCCUCGUGGCUACUUCCGACUCCGAAUCCAAAUCUCAACAAAAUCGCUGAUGGAUCUGAUGAUGAUAAUAAUGUCAAGGUUACGGAAUCGGAAUCGGGAUACUUGUUCAACGAGAUCGAUCCGUAUAUUGAUAUAGAUCUGAAAACGCCAAAUCAAAAGCCUAAUCAGAUCCUUCAUCGAUACAAUUCCCCAACAGAUGGAGUCGUUCCGGUACAGAACAAGAACAAUAAUCAGCAUUACCAAAUACCACCACAUGGACAUGUUUCUUCAGAUGUAGUCGAAGGAUUACCGGCUUAUGACAUCGAUUACACCGGAUCUAAGCCUUUCAUGUACAAUUUCACUUCUCAAACCAUCAGCCAAAGCGUAUCAUCAUCUUCACUAGAAAUCGAAGUAGGCGUGGUCCCGGACCACAAAGCCGCCAUGGCAGAUGUAUCAAACAACCACCACCACCACCACCAAUCAUCAGCGGAGGUCUAUCCAAGUCCUGUGAUGGGAUUCGAUCGAGAAGCCAGGGUUUUAAGAUACAAAGAAAAGAGAAAGAACAGGAAGUUCGAGAAGACGAUUCGAUAUGCUUCAAGGAAGGCUUACGCAGAGACGAGACCCAGAAUCAAAGGAAGAUUUGCCAAGCGAACUGAGAUCGACGUCGAAGCUGACGAUGCUUUCAUCUCACCGGAUUACUCGUCAUACGGCGUCGUUCCAUCCUUCUAAUUAAUAAUUAUGUAUUUUUAAUCACUGCAUGUGUGUUUUUAAUUACCCCAUGUGUGUUUUUUAAUCAAUCCAUGUGUACAUAUUAGGUGUACCGUUUAAUCUCGAUCGUUAACCGUUGAUUUGCCUUUCAUUAAUCAUUAUAUUCUUAAA
Messenger RNA from Cynara cardunculus var. scolymus (artichoke), 1272 nucleotides. Its product is annotated as zinc finger protein CONSTANS-LIKE 4-like. Gene Ontology annotation, molecular function: zinc ion binding; protein binding. The transcript is spliced from 2 exons. Gene Ontology annotation, biological process: regulation of photoperiodism, flowering; regulation of flower development. NCBI's taxonomy places the organism in Eukaryota, Viridiplantae, Streptophyta, Magnoliopsida, Asterales, Asteraceae. Bases 1 to 1122 code for a protein of 373 amino acids. The record is from RefSeq and is a predicted model, not a curated record. Gene Ontology annotation, cellular component: nucleus.